AUGUCAACGACAGAGCUAUCCACUGCUAAAAUCACACCUCUUUCCAACAAGGCUGUCCUGGAGAAGAAGCCCAUUUCAUACCAAACAUUGUUGCUUGGUGCAGGUUUGAAUUUAUUCGAGACCUCAACAUUGGGUCAACCUUUUGAAGUCAUGAAGACGCAAAUGGCAGCCAACCGUGGUCAACCAAUGUUGACAGGUCUGAAAGCCAUUUACAGUCGUGGCGGUAUUCUUGGUUUCUACCAAGGUCUUAUUCCUUGGGCUUGGAUCGAGGCAAGCACAAAAGGUGCUGUGUUACUUUUCACUGCUUCUGAAUUAGAGUAUCGUGCUUCUGUCGCUGGUGCAUCUCCAUUUUUGGCCGGUAUCGUUGGUGGCAUGGGCGGUGGUAUUGCUCAAGCCUAUAGUACAAUGGGUUUUUGUACAUUUAUGAAGACAGUUGAGGUUACCCGACAGAAAUCAGCUGGCACUGAGUCAACAUUCAAGAUUGCUGCCGACAUUUAUAAGAGAGAGGGUUUCGCAGGUAUCAAUAAGGGUGUAAAUGCUGUUGCUCUUCGUCAAUGCACCAACUGGGCAUCCAGAUUUGGUAUCGCUAGAUUUGCCCAGGAAGCUAUUGUAAAGGCAAGACAUGGUGAGAAAGGUUUGGCUGACGGUGUAGAUAAGGCUUUGGCAUCCAUCGCUGCCGGUGCACUGUCUUGUUGGAAUCAGCCUCUUGAAGUCAUUCGUGUAGAAAUGCAAAGUCAGUUGAAAGCAGAAGGUCGCCCUGAAAAGAUGACGAUCGGCUCUGCAACCAAGUACAUUUACAAGAAUAAUGGUCUGAAGGGAUUUUAUAGAGGUGUCGUUCCUCGCAUUGGUCUUGGUAUCUGGCAGACAUUGGUUAUGGUGGCAUUGGGUGAUUAUUUCCGUGCUCGCUUGUAA
Molecule: messenger RNA, 912 nt
Organism: Mucor velutinosus
Lineage: Eukaryota; Fungi; Mucoromycota; Mucoromycetes; Mucorales; Mucoraceae
Product: Serine/threonine-protein kinase
Exons: 3
Coding region: 1-912 (303 amino acids)
Biological process (GO): mitochondrial citrate transmembrane transport; alpha-ketoglutarate transport
Cellular component (GO): mitochondrion
Molecular function (GO): tricarboxylate secondary active transmembrane transporter activity
Source: RefSeq, a predicted model, not a curated record